AGUAGCUGCUGCUCCGGGCUUCGAUGUGCGCAGGCGUGAAGCAGCUGCAGGUUUGAACACAUCUCCAGAGCCCCUGAGCGAGUGUGUAAACAGUCCGGGUUCCUGCUGCUUUCUGCCAUGUAACACACACACCUGCUCUCUGUCCUCAUUCACACGCUCCUCAGCAUGGUGUCAUAUAAAAGAUUAACCCCCGAGGAGGUGCACUUCUCUGGAGUGCCGUUACUUCAGGCUCAUGAUGAUCAUCAGGACAGUGAGAUGAAGGUAGAGGAUGCAGAGCGCCCCCUGCUGACCCGGAGGCCUCGUUGCUCUGUCACUGCUGCGCUGCUCAUCUUAGGAGGCUUCAUCCUCGUAGUCCUCGGCAUCUGGUUGCUGGGAACCGUCCUUUGGCUGCGUAGCACGCCCUCUGUAGGAACUCGCCGUCCUCCACCCCACGCUGGUCCUCCCAGCAAGGAGAACCGGACACAGCCAGAAUCCUGCUCCGUCAUUCCCGAAUCCUGGAGGUUCGACUGCUACCCGGAAAAAGGAGUCGUGGUGACCGAGGAGAUGUGUCACGCCAGGAACUGCUGCUUUACCCGAGCGUCCGAGGAGAAGAGCGGCGUCCCGUGGUGCUUCUAUCCCACAGAAUUCCCGUCCUAUAUGCUGGUGUCCGUUAACGACACCGAGACGGGAAUGAGCGGGAAGCUGCUCCGUACUCAGAAGACGUAUUAUCCAAAAGAUAUCGAGGUCCUGAAGCUGGAGGUGCUGUACGAGUCAAACAGCCGGCUGCGUCUCAGGAUAACAGAUCCAGCACAGGAGAGGUUCCAGGUUCCUAUAGAGGUUCCUGUGGUGGGGAAAAGAGCUCCAAAUCCCCUGUACACUGUGGAGUUCUCCAAACAGCCGUUCGGGAUUAUAGUGAAGAGAAGGCAGAACGGAGCAGUGCUGUUGAACACUACAGUAGCUCCUCUCUUCUACGCUGAUCAGUUCCUGCAGAUGUCUACAGCUUUACCUUCAAAGUUCCUCUAUGGUCUCGGAGAACAUCGCUCCAACCUGGUGCAUGACAUGCAGUGGAGCACCUUCACCAUGUGGGCUCGAGAUGCAGCUCCUGAAGAGCUGAUCAACCUCUACGGAGCUCAUCCUUUUUAUCUUCUCAUGGAGGCUGAUGGACUGUCACACGGCUCUUUCCUGCUGAACAGCAACGCUAUGGAUGUUGUCCUUCAGCCUGCUCCUGCUCUCACCUGGCGCACCAUCGGGGGAAUUCUGGACCUCUAUGUGUUUGUUGGUCCUGAUCCGAGCUCUGUGGUGUCGGAGUACCUGGAGGUCGUAGGAAGACCUGCGAUGCCGGUGUACUGGGCUCUGGGGUAUCACCUCUGUCGCUGGGGUUACGACUCCAGCAACAAAACAUGGGAGGUGGUGAAAGAAAUGAGGAAUUAUGGAAUACCACAGGAGGUACAGUGGAACGAUAUUGACUACAUGGACCGCGCAUUGGACUUCACCUUCAACCCUGUGAGCUUCUCCACACUGCCAGACCUCCUCAAAGACCUGCACCUCCACAACCAGCGCUACGUCAUGAUCCUGGACCCGGGGAUCAGCAGUACUCAGCCUGCAGGUACCUAUGGGCCGUACGAGGAGGGAAUAAAGAAGGGGGUCUUCAUCAACAGCUCCACUGGAGAAACGCUGAUCGGGAAGGUGUGGCCUGGACUUACAGCGUUCCCAGACUUCUCCAACCCCGACACACACGAGUGGUGGUACCAGAACCUGCAGAACUUUCACAGCAAGGUUCCAUUUGAUGGCCUGUGGAUCGAUAUGAACGAACCGUCCAAUUUCUACGACGGGUCUGAAGACGGCUGUCCGGACGAUGAGAUGGAGAACCCUACGUAUACACCAUAUGUUUUGGGAGGAAGUCUGAAGGCCAAAACUGUGUGUGCAUCCGCACGACACAAAACCAACUCGCACUACAACCUGCACAACUUGUAUGGACUUAUGGAAGCUAAAGCGACUGCAAGUGCUUUGAAGAGGAUCCUGUCGAAGCGUCCGUUUGUGAUUUCCCGCUCCACGUUCCCGAGUCAGGGACAGUACUCUGGACACUGGUUAGGAGAUAACAGGAGUCAGUGGAAGGAUCUGUUCAUGUCUAUUCCAGGCAUGCUGACCUUUAACCUUCUGGGCAUUCCACUGGUGGGAGCCGACAUCUGUGGCUUUUCCCAGAACACCACUGAGGAGCUGUGUGUGCGCUGGACUCAACUCGGGGCCUUCUACCCCUUCACCAGGAACCACAACACCAAAGACUCGCUGCCUCAGGACCCCACAGCGUUCAGUUCUGCUGCACGGACAGCGAUGAAGGAAGCUCUUCUGCUCCGUUAUUCCCUCUUUCCCUUCCUUUAUACACUCUUUCACUACGCACACGUCCACGGACACACCGUCGCACGACCUCUGUUUUUCGAGUUCCCUACUGACGGAAAGACGUAUACGAUAGAUAAACAGUUCCUGCUGGGGAGGAGUUUGAUGGUGACACCUGUCCUGGAGCCCGGGGUGGAGUCUGUGGUCGGCUACGUGCCGAAAGGCCUCUGGUACGAUUUCUACACAGGUGACUUAUUGGUCAGUAAAGGUGAAGAGAUAAAGCUUCAUGCUCCUCUGGAUAAAAUCAACUUGCAUCUCCGUGAAGGAGUCAUCAUUCCCACACAGAGACCCAACACUACCCUGUGGGUGAGCAGUGGUCAGCCCCUUCACCUGAUCGUGUGUGUGGGUGAGGACUCUCAGGCUGAUGGAGAUAUUUUCUGGGAUAAUGGAGAAGCUCUGGACACCUACGAGAAGGAUGAAUACGCCUACAUACGCUUCCAGCUGAGACAGAACACAAUGACGUCGGAGGUGGUGCGCACUCACGUGGAGGCCACGUACCUCACCGUGGAGAAGGUCUCCUUUUACGGGGUGAAGACCGAGCCGAACAACGUCACAGUCAACUCACAAGAAGCCAAUUUCAAAUAUUUCCCCAAUCAGGUGUUGAGAGUAGAUGAGCUGGGGCUGAACCUCAGCCAGAACUUCACCAUCAGCUGGAAGUGAGCAGCUCGUGAGAGACUGGAACACGGGCUUUCAGCUUGACGUUCUAAUCCAAUCUCCGUAACAGGGACGUGAACUUACACACGUGUUCACUGUCGAUGUGCUGCUGCACUUUUUCAUUUAAAUUUGGAAUUCAGAGAUGAGAUCAAAUAUAAAACACUGCAGUGUGUGUGCGUGUGUGUGUGUGUGUGUGUGCGUGUGUGUGUGUGUGUGUGUGAACCAGUGUUCAGGGAAUGGGUGAAGUGCAAUAAUCUUCAUUAGACCCCAUUUACAUACUGAGGAAUUCCAGGGUGCCAAUAUUUACGUUUCAGGAACAGAUUUUGAGACGAAAACCUGCUUUUCUGCUUCCUCAGUUUAAAAGCAGCAGAUCAGAUGGUCCAUGAGUGACUCAGGUCAGGAACAUGAACCUUUAGUGAUUGUAGGUUUUCUGAAUUUCUCGUCCCCAGAACCCUUCACA
Molecule: messenger RNA, 3487 nt
Organism: Silurus meridionalis
Lineage: Eukaryota; Metazoa; Chordata; Actinopteri; Siluriformes; Siluridae
Gene: gaa2
Product: alpha glucosidase 2
Exons: 20
Coding region: 166-3033 (955 amino acids)
Biological process (GO): carbohydrate metabolic process
Molecular function (GO): alpha-1,4-glucosidase activity; carbohydrate binding
Source: RefSeq, a predicted model, not a curated record